GCUUGGAAGGUGAACAACAGUUUGAACAAAUGUUUAUGCGUGAAAACAGCACCUUUACUUUGGUCUUCUAAACAAUUGAAGAAAACGUGAUAAUUAAUAAAUAGAUCGUUCUUAUAAAACAUCUCAUUGAACCUGCGUGACAAAGUCAGUUUCCUAAAUAAAACAUGUCUACACAGUUGAAAUUCGUAGUGCAAGUUGCUUCAUGCAUCAUCAUCAUUUUGCACUACGCAAAAACAGUUGACAUCACGGAAAAGGUGUUGGAUGAGCUCGCGAUCACCGAGGAUGUCAACGAACCACCGGAAUUGGAACCAGCGCGCAUAUUUAUAAAUAUUCCAGAAGAAAGUGCAAAUCCAAAGCGCGCCGUAGAUGUUCGCCGUUUACCCAACCGCAGUCGGCUCAACUAUGCAAACAUGCGGAAUUCAAACUGCAGAGUUGUGCCGUCGUCUCAGUGUAGACAUAUGCACGGUUAUCGAAACCGUCCGCACAACUACCGAGUGCAUGGCAAUCAUCAACCGUGUCAUCGACGGCAGCGACGAACGACGACCACGACGACCACCGUUCAACCCACCUGUCCAACGAUUCCACCUCCACCGCCCACAACCUGUAAACCUAAUCGUAUCAGAAUUAUUGAACUAGACUUACCAUAAGCGUAAGAUAGAUGAA
Messenger RNA from Malaya genurostris, 663 nucleotides. RefSeq lists its product as uncharacterized. Lineage: Eukaryota; Metazoa; Arthropoda; Insecta; Diptera; Culicidae. Bases 165 to 647 code for a protein of 160 amino acids. The transcript has 2 exons. The record is from RefSeq and is a predicted model, not a curated record.